Messenger RNA from Lecanosticta acicola, 2835 nucleotides. Lineage: Eukaryota; Fungi; Ascomycota; Dothideomycetes; Mycosphaerellales; Mycosphaerellaceae. The record is from the annotation of a GenBank genome assembly.
AUGACCGCCUCCAAGAUCGACGGCAGCGCCAUUGCCAAAUCCCUCCGAGAACGCAUUGGCAAGGAAAUCGCCGAGAAGAAGGCCAACAACCCUCGCUACCAGCCGAGCCUGGUCAUCAUCCAAGUUGGCGAGCGUCAGGACAGCUCCACCUAUGUUCGUAUGAAGAUCAAGGCCUGCGAGGAGGCCAACAUCGAGUGCAAUCUCCAGAAGUACGACGAGUCCAUCACAACCUACGAGCUGCUCGAGAAGGUCGAGCACUUCGCCAAUGACUCUACCGUCCAUGGAAUCCUCGUCCAACUGCCCCUCCCGAAGCACAUCGACGAGUACGAAGUCACCUCGGCCGUCCCAGACUCGAAAGACGUCGAUGGAUUUGGAGGUGCCAACAUUGGCGAGCUUGCAAAGAAGGGCGGAAAGCCCCAAUUCGUGCCAUGUACGCCCAAGGGUGUCAUGGCCCUUCUGAAGGAGAGCGGUGUUGAUCCCAAGGGCAAGAACGCUAUCGUCAUUGGACGCUCCGAUAUCGUCGGUGCACCUGUGAGCUAUCUGCUGAGAAAUGCCGAUGCCACAGUCACUGUCUGCCACUCCAAGACUGCAGACUUGAAGGGAGUCGUCAAGACAGGAGACAUUGUCGUGGCAGCUCUCGGCAAGCCUGGCUUCAUCAAGGGAGACUGGCUGAAGCCGGGUGCUGUUGUCAUUGACGUUGGCACAAACUCCAUCCCGGACGACACUAAGAAGUCUGGUCAGCGGCUUGUAGGUGAUGUCGACUGGGACUCCGCUGUGGAAGUUGCAAGCCAGAUUACUCCUGUUCCAGGUGGUGUUGGCCCAAUGACUGUGGCCAUGCUUCUAUCCAACGUCGUAGACUCUGCGAACUCCUACGCCGAACGCCAGAAGACUCGCAAGAUCGUCCCGUUGCCGCUGAAGUUGAAGCAGCCUGUCCCGUCCGACAUUGCGGUGUCUCGUGCUCAACAUCCAAAGCUCAUCAACAAGGUCGCUGCAGAGGUUGGCGUAGCGCCCCACGAAUUGGAGCCGUUCGGUGCGUACAAGGCCAAGGUCUCGCUUGACGUGUUGAAGCGUCUGCAACACCGCCAGAAUGGUCGCUACAUUCUGGUUGCUGGCAUCACACCUACUCCUCUUGGUGAGGGUAAGAGCACAACCACCAUUGGUCUUACCCAGGCCCUUGCUGGCCAGCUUGGCCGAGUUGCCUUUGCCAAUGUCCGCCAGCCUUCCCAAGGACCUACCUUCGGCAUCAAGGGAGGUGCUGCCGGUGGUGGUUACAGUCAGGUCAUUCCGAUGGACGAGUUCAACUUGCAUUUGACCGGAGAUAUUCACGCAAUCACCGCAGCCAACAACCUCCUGGCUGCUGCAAUUGACACGAGAAUAUACCACGAGGCCACUCAGCCAGAUGGUCCCCUGUACCGCCGUCUCGUUCCUGAGAAGAAGGGCAAGCGCGAGUUCCCAGCCGUCAUGUUCAAGCGACUAAAGAAGCUUGGCAUUGACAAGACCGACCCUAAUGAGCUCACCGAGGAGGAAAUCAAGAAGUUCGCCCGACUCGAUUUCGACAUCGAUACUAUCACGUGGAAACGCGUGUUGGAUGUCAAUGAUCGUCAUCUCAGAGGCAUCACGAUCGGUCAAGCUCCAACUGAGAACAAGGUUGAACCACGAAAGACCAGCUUUGACAUUUCUGUUGCUUCCGAGUGUAUGGCCAUUCUUGCCUUGGCAACCGACUUGGCCGAUAUGAGGGAGCGUCUUGGCCGUAUGGUCGUCGCCUCCUCCAAGUCCGGUGACCCUAUCACAGCUGACGACAUUGGCUGUGGAGGAGCUCUGGCAGUCCUCAUGAAGGAUGCUGUCAAGCCAAACUUGAUGCAGACACUGGAAGGUACUCCGGUGUUCGUCCACGCAGGUCCUUUUGCAAACAUCAGUAUCGGCAACAGCUCCAUCAUCGCUGACCGCGUUGCUUUGAAGUUGGCUGGCACUGAGCCUGAGGAGGAGGCCGAACGCAACGAGAAGGUUGGAUUCGUCGUUACCGAGGCUGGUUUCGAUUUCACUAUGGGUGGUGAGCGCUUCAUGAACAUCAAGAGCCGUGCGUCUGGCCUAGUGCCAGAUGUUGCUGUCAUUGUGGCUACCGUACGCGCCUUGAAGGUCCACGGUGGUGGUCCGGAGAUCAAGGCUGGCUCUCAGCUUCCUGAGGUAUACCGCACUGAGAACGUCGAAGUUCUGCGCAAGGGCUGUAUCAACUUGGCCAAGCACAUCCAGAACGCCAAGGCUUUCGGUGUCAAUGUCGUUGUAGCCAUCAAUAAGUUCGAAACCGAUACCGAUGCCGAGAUGGAAGUCAUUCGCGAGGAAGCUCUUAAGGCUGGUGCCGAGGACGCCAUUACCGCCAAUCACUGGGCUGAAGGUGGCAAGGGUGCCAUCGAACUGGCCAAGGGCGUCAUCAAAGCCUCUGAGAAGAGCGAGCCUGAGAAGUUCAAGCUCCUCUACGACCUCAACGGUUCCAUACAGGAGCGCAUUGAAGCCAUCGCCAAGAACAUGUAUGGCGCUGCGUCGGUCACUUUCUCUGAGACAGCACAGAAGAAGGUCGAUGCCUACACCAAGCAGGGCUUCGCGAACUUGCCAAUCUGCAUUGCCAAAACGCAGUACUCACUCUCCCACGACCCAGCACUCAAGGGUGCACCAACUGGCUUCGAUGUUCCGAUCAGGGACGUCCGACUUGCCGCUGGUGCCGGGUAUCUCUUCGCUCUGGCUGCCGACAUUCAGACCAUUCCAGGUCUUCCAACUGCACCUGGCUACCUGAACGUCGAGAUUGAUGGCGAGACCGGCGAGAUCGAUGGCCUCUUCUAA